Durotheca rogersii is the source of this 3836-nucleotide messenger RNA. RefSeq lists its product as uncharacterized. The coding region runs from base 1 to 3411 and encodes 1136 amino acids. The transcript has 7 exons. Lineage: Eukaryota; Fungi; Ascomycota; Sordariomycetes; Xylariales; Xylariaceae. The record is from RefSeq and is a predicted model, not a curated record.
AUGCAUGAACUAAACGACGACGGCAAAGAAGUUGUCAGUGCGGUGCCUACCCAGCCUAAGACUUGCCGUACGACAUCAAAGAUCAAAAUCGAAGGCAGUGGUCAUAAAUCCAAUAUCAGCACCAAGAGCCCAUCUACUCGAAGCGAACUAGGUGAAUCCUCCUACUCGCCUUCGAGGGCCGAUACGAAAUACUCUGCCGAGGACUCCGAGGUGACCCAUCCUACGAACAGCUCGGGAUCGGUGCCCCCUCCUUGCCUCUCGCAGAUUUUUCCGAACCUUCACCAAGCUAUAAGGGCUGAAUCAGCGGAAUCCCUGAGUCGAUAUGAGGGCAUCGCGGCCGAAGUCCUCGACGAGCUCGUAAAGAAGUUGAAUCGGGUAAAGGACAGUUCUACUCAUCUAGAAGCUGUCAAGAACCUCACUGGACGGGCGCAGGAUUCAAAGAUCAUACUCGGCGUCGUUGGUCCCACCGGUCAUGGGAAGAGCUCGCUCAUCAAUGCACUUCUCAACGAAACAAGGCUUCUUCCCACCAGCUGCCUCAAGGCAUGUACAUCGGUAGUUACCGAAAUCUCGUGGAAUCGCUCUGAUGAUCCGGAGCGACGCUACAUUGGGGAGAUAGAAUUUAUUUCAACCGAUGAAUGGCGUUCGGAGUUAGAUCAUAUUUUACAUGAUCUCGCGACUUCCAACGAUCAGACCCCGGGACACGUCAAUGACAAGUCGGAUGCCGGGAUAGCGUGGGCCAAGAUUAAGGCAGUAUACCCUUGGAUGACCAUGAGUAGGCUGACCGAAAUAGAUGCUAGAACUCUGGUAUGCGACGUCUCUGUCCGCGGGUAUCUUGGAUCCGUCAAGAGAAUACACAGCGCGGAAGCUACAUCCUUCCAUAAAAAUAUUGCAAUCUACAUAGACGGUCUGCAAAACGCAAGUGAAUCCGCUAAAAAAGUGAGCAGAGGCACCGUCGAGGGGCAAUGCGGAAUAGAGCUAUGGCCGCUGGUGAAGGUAGCUCGAAUCUUCACUAGAGCCGAUAUCUUAUCUGCCGGCACAACGAUCGUUGAUUUACCUGGAGUCGAAGAUUCCAAUGCUGCCCGUGCCGCCAUUGCUGCCAAAUACAUCGAGAAAUGUAACGGCAUAUGGGUCGUUUCUGCCAUCAACCGCGCCCUCAACGACAGGGCCGCCCAAAAGCUGCUCGACCACUCAUUCAAACAGCAGCUCAACUACGACGGCACUUAUUCUGCAGUGACGUUCAUCUGCUCAAAGACAGACGAUAUCGCCCUAACUGAGGUGGCUGAAUUCCUGGGGCUGACCCGCGAACUUGAUGCCCUCUCUUGCAAGGAAGCAAAUUUACAAGAUUGGAAAGAGAGAGAAGAGAAGCAGCUUGAAGGCGAUCAGCAACAGCUAGAAUUCUUGUCGGAAUACCUUAGAGGACUCGAUAAGCAGCUUUGCCAGUGGGAGACUCUAGAAAGUCGUCAUAGAAAAGGGGAGACUAUUAUGACAUCUCACAUCCCCUCGAAGCGCAGUGGCCCAGGUGAACAUUCGGGAGCCAGGAAGAGGCUUAGGACUAACGAUUCUUAUGCCACAGUAAAUCAAGCGUGGGACGAUUUAGAGAACAAUAUACCCAAGUUUCCUGAGCAUACGCCGUUGGAUGAAGGGGACAUCCGAUUGGCAAUUGAGUGCCUAAGGACGAAUAAAGUCACAGCAGUCGAAAAGAUGGAAAAACUUGACGACCGAAUUGAGAAGAGUGCAGAGACUGGAGAGAGAUUGAGAGACGAUCAUGCGAAGCAACAGUUGGAUUUGCUAGCCUUAUGCAUUCGUAAGCGCAACGAGUAUACUUGCGAAAUUGCACGCAAGGACUUCUCUAGAGGACUAAAAGAGCUCGACGAUGACAUGUCUAGUCAUGACAUGUCCAAUCAUGACAUGGUUGCUCGGGAUUACGACAAGAUCGCACGCUCGUUGCCAGUCUUCUGUGUUAGCAGUAAGGCCUACCAGGGGCUUUGCGGUCGACUAGGAAAAAAGCUGAGUGUGGUCGAAGGUUUCUCUGACUUGCAUGCUACCGAAAUACCGCAGUUGAUAGGCCACGCCCAGAAGUUUGCCGAGCAGGCCCGAUCAUACAGCAGCAGGUCAUUCCUGAAUAGCUUCCUGCAAGAGGAGGAACGGGCUGAGAUGGCCCGCAUGAAGGAUGGUUUUAUCACCUUGGAUCAAGAUCUACAAAGGUUGCUCGAAUCUUUCAUCAAGAAGUGUGAGAACAUAUUAAACCAGAAGCUUCUGUCCCGCCUCAAGAAGUCGGUCGAGAAAGCGGUUACGAAAGCACCUAGGAUUGUCGACGGUUGGCCACGACGUCACAGGAAUGACGGGGGUUUGCCUUAUGCAACAUACAAGGCGACUUGCAAGCGACACGGCGUAUUUUCCGGGACACUGGGUAAGCGAGAUUUCAAUGCCGACCUGGUGCGGCCGCUCAUGAGCCACCUUGCCAAGGGUUGGGUGGGAACAUUCCAGCAAAGUAUCCCCGACGCCAUAGACGAUUUCACACGCGCCUCUGAGGAACUAGUCCGGGACUUCCACAGGAGUGUCAAAGGUCGCAUACAGAAGAAAGUGAGCUUCGCAGCCGUUAAUAUGCUCCGUGAACAACUCGGUACUCGCAUUAUUAGCAUAAGAAAUAUUGUUAACUCAUUCAGCGAUAAUAUCACCACUUCACAGCGUAUGGCAAAUCGAAAAUUCCACUCAACAAUCAUGAAGGAAAUGGAAAGGACAUAUACGGCCUGCGCAAAAAUGAGUGGCAAGGGAUGCUUCGUGCGUAUUCAGGAUUGCAUGCUCGAUGAUAUCGAAAACAACCGAGAAGCAAUAUUCAAAAGCGCGACACGCCCCGUAAAAGACGACCUGGUGAGUGUAUGUUCGACCCUCCAGGGAGACCUUGAAUCCAAGAUUGCUGGGAUGCUGGAUGGUAUGAGCCAAGAUUACAUGAAUACAAUCGGCGGGCAGAAAGCCACCGGGCCGUCGAGGAAAGUGCGAAAUAUAAUACUUGAAUUCCUGAAAGAGGCUGACGAGCUCUUCCGGUACAACCGCGACGAGCUCUUCCGGUACAACCGCGACGAGCAUCUCGACGAGCACUCCAAUUUCGCCUCGGCAAAUGACGCCGAGCCCUCUUUCGCUCGAGAAGGUGCCCACACCUAUGAGCGGAACUCGUCAGACUCGGGGGCUGCAGAUCUACCAGAAAAAAAGGAUUCGCCCAGCGACCAGUUAGCUCGAUCACCGCCUCAAGCCGAUGACAAUCGAGAAUCUAUUAGACUAGGGCAUAGGGGAGAAGAGGGUGAGGAAAGUGAAGGCCAAGAGCAAGAGGAAGACGACAGAUUUGGCAUGCCUUCCGGAGUUCGCGAAUCUCUCAAACUGACCUGGACUUGGCCUAGUUUAGACAAGUGUUAGAUCUCGGGGAUAAUGAGGACGCAUCACGGUCCUUGGGAAGAGCUCGCAUACGCAGGUAUGGGUCCAGAUCCCAUGCUAUUGCAUGCGUGGGAAUAAUGGGUUGCUUUUCUGGAGGCCGAUUUGCAUUGCGUUGAUUUGAUAAGUACCGACAUAGGCGUCUCAGCGGAUAGGCAGAUACCCAUCCCACUUAGGCAUUUUAAAAUAAUGAGCAGUAAACAAUGAAUGUAUCGUCCCGUUAUCCCGUCAGCACUACGGAGGAGUUACCGAGGAGAAAUUCGUUCGGGAAGUAGAGACGUAAUCGAGGUAGGCGAGGAAUACACGUACCGGAAGAUGAGACGGAUGAGCUCCCAUCUACCUACCACACACCGGUCGAGAACUGCAUCUUAGAUACCUCCUCUCCCUACGUAUGCGUACCUAUGUGAAUG